Molecule: messenger RNA, 3421 nt
Organism: Penaeus indicus
Lineage: Eukaryota; Metazoa; Arthropoda; Malacostraca; Decapoda; Penaeidae
Gene: Nrx-IV
Product: neurexin-4-like
Exons: 22
Source: RefSeq, a predicted model, not a curated record
CACAUGUUGGGCUUGUGUGAGGGUGUCAAGUCGCCUCUUCAUGGACAGGUGAAAUAAUGGUGAAUUUCUACCUCUUCCCGCUCGUCUGCGUCGUAUUCCUGCCACUAUGUUAUUCCUCAGACUACUGCGAGUACCCUCUCCUAGAUGAGGCAGCACUAACCGCGUCCUCCGAGUUGCACACAAGAGAGGCAGACAAGGCCAGAUUGUACGAAACCAGUGCAUGGACAGCCAGGAGUGCUGAUUACCUGCAGUACCUGGAGGUGGACUUAAAAGAGACCAAGAACAUAACGGCCAUUGCCACGCAGGGCCGCCAAGACUCCAACGAGUAUGUCACGGCCUACACCAUUGAGUUUGGCCAGGACGGCAACCUCUUUUCUAUUGUCAAAGGGUUUGACGGUAGUAUUUGGGCCUUCCCUGGCAACAAGGACGGCAACACCGUGGUCACCAAUCUGCUCGAGACCCCGAUUAUCGCACGCUACAUCCGCAUAAAGCCCUCGAGAUGGAGGGACCGAAUCUCCCUGCGGCUCGAGCUCUACGGCUGCUCUUACAAGCACGACACAGUCAGCUUCCGCGGGAACUCCAUGGUGAUCGUGGACUAUCAGCGUGUGCCAGUGGCCUCCCUGCGCGACCACAUUCGCUUCAGGUUCCGGACCACACACCCGGAUGCCAUGAUGAUGUACAGCCGUGGCACUCAGGGCGACUACCUCUCACUCCAGCUCGUGCAGAACAAGAUGGUCCUCAAUGUCAAUCUGGGUGCUUCAGCUCCCACCACAUCCCAAAGCAGCAGCAGGUUGGCGAACAGUUUGGAAGCUGCACAAUCUGAAAUUGACGGCACAGAAGAAUGGGGGGCAAAAGUAAAGAGCACCUUUUCUGUGGGAUCACUCUUGGAUGACAACUCCUGGCAUGAUGUGGAGAUUCGCAGGGAGCAGAGGAACAUUACCUUCCUGGUCGACCGCGUCAGGAUUGACGACAUAAUCCACGGUGACUUCAAGAGGCUGGAUCUUAACAGAGAGUUUUAUAUUGGAGGUGUGCCAAACUUGCAGCCAGGGAUGGUGGCAAGAGUGAACUUCACUGGCUGUAUAGAAAAUCUUUUCAUCAACGGCACUGCCAUUAUUCCUGAGAUGCGAGACGCUGAUGAUUAUUACUCUUAUUAUUACCAGCGUCCCAAGUACUCUAAGAUUAACAUUUCGGGCACAUGUCCUUACGGAGACUCCUCUGACCUGACCAUGACCUUCCUGGAGCGAGAGGCUCAUCUCCGCUACCCAGCCUUCGAAGACCAGCGCUCCAUCAACGUGUCUGUAGAGUUCAGGACCUACGAGGAGUCAGGCGUACUUAUCUAUCACAAGUUUUCCACAACAGGCUACUUCAAGCUCUACUUGGAAGAUGGCAAAGUAAAAGUCGUGAUCUCCUCGGCAAAAACCCCAGGCAAGGUUGUACUCGAUAACUUUGACGUCACUUACAAUGACGGCCAGUGGCACAAAGCCAUGUUCACUGUUUCUGAGAACAGCAUGGAACUUACUGUUGACGAUGUCCCUAUGAAGACUACAAGGAUCAUCUCUGUAAUUUCUGGCAAAUACUUCCUUGUUGGAGGUGGAGUCUAUGGUUCGGACGGCUUCCUCGGAUGCAUGAGACGCAUUUCAGUGCUGGGAUUCAUGCAGAAGCCCAAAGAAGAAGAACUAAGUAAUAAGAAAGGCAUUGUACUGGCUGCUUGUCAGAUAAUGGAUCGUUGCAACCCUAAUCCUUGUGAACACCAUGGCCGUUGCAAGCAGAAUAGCAAUGAAUUUUUCUGUGAUUGUUCAGGAACAGGGUACUCAGGUGCCGUGUGCCACACCUCCUUGAACCCCAUUUCUUGUGCUGCCUACGGAAUGCAGAAUCCUGGAUCCAAACGAGCUGAAGUUUUUAUUGACGUUGAUGGCUCUGGGCCUCUGGUUCCCUUCCUGGUCACUUGUGAAUUUUACAACGAUGGCAAAGUGUACUCCUACCUGGGCCACAAGCAUGAGAUGACGACAACUGUGGAUGGCUUUGAGAGGAGAGGCUCUUACGUGCAGAACAUCAUCUAUGCCACUGAAAUGGAACAGAUUGAGAUCUUCGUCAACCGCUCCACCAAGUGCCGGCAGCGCAUUCAUUUCGAGUGCCUGAAGGCCAAGCUCUUUAACUCGCCUUCACCUGAGGAUCAGGACUUCCAGCCCUACACCUGGUGGGUCUCUCGCAACAACCAGCCCAUGGACUACUGGGGAGGAUCUCUGCCAGGGUCUCGGAAGUGCGAGUGCGGUCUUAUGGGCACCUGCGUGACUGGAAAAUGGUGCAACUGUGAUGCAGGUCUAGAGUCGUGGCUGUUUGAUAGCGGAGAGCUGACUGUGAAGGAGCAUCUUCCUGUGAGGCAGCUGCGCAUAGGAGACACGGGCUCACCUCUGGAUGGCAAGAAGGCGCGAUACACACUCGGACCGCUCAUUUGUGAAGGAGACAACAUCUUCGACAACGUGGUCACCUUCCGGAAGGCCGACGCCACCAUCAACUUGCCACGCUUUGACAUGGGGCAUUCAGGGGACAUUUACUUCGAGUUCAAGACCACAGUCCGCGAUGGAUGCCUGGUCCAUGCAAGGGGCACGACGGAUUAUAUUAAGGUCUCCAUUGUGGGUGGCAUGCAGCUACAGUUCCAGUACCAGGCUGGUACAGGGCCUAUGAGUUUGAGCGUCGAAACAGCAUAUGUCCUGAAUGAUGACAAAUGGCACUCGGUGUUGGUUGAGCGAAACCGCAAGGAAGCCCGCAUGAUUGUCGAUGGAGGCGGAAAGGCUGUGCUCAAGGAACCCAGUGGUCCCGUGCGAGCAAUACACCUGGAAUCGGACUUUGUAGUGGGAGCCACUUUGGAUUACCGAGACGGCUUUGUGGGCUGCAUCCGUGCUCUGGUCCUCAACGGGGAACUGCAGGACCUCAGGGGAAGAGCCGAGAGGGGGAUGUACGGGGUCCAUGCAGGCUGCGUCGGAAAGUGCCAGUCCAACCCCUGCUUGAACAACGGGACCUGCCAUGAGGGCUAUGCCAUCUACGAGUGCGAUUGCCGCUGGACCGCCUUCAAGGGACCAAUUUGUGCUGAUGAAAUUGGUAUCAAGAUGCUAACAGAUACAAUGGUGAAAUAUGAGAUUCCUGGCACCUACAAGUCCACUAUUGCCGAGAAGAUCCGCGUGGGCUUCACCACCACGAACCCUCGAGGAUUCCUCAUGGGCUUAUACUCCAACAUUACAGGAGAAUACCUCACCCUUGCCAUCUCCAACUCAGGUCACUUGAAGGUCACAUUUGACUUCGGAUUUGAGAGGCACGAGAAGGUGUAUGGCAAGAGGACCUUCCACGAGGGACAGAACCACGACGUGAAGCUCUACCGGACAGACUCGGGAAGGAAGCUCACCAUGCAGGUCGACAACUAUGA